UUGUUUUGGUCCAGGCUGUUACCAGUCUUGGUUUUUGUUGCCAAAAAAUGCCCAUAAACUUUAAUAUUGGACUCCUCGGACAUGUGGACAGCGGAAAGACCACUUUGGCCAAGGCUUUGAGUUCCAUUUCCAGCACAGCAUCCUUCGACAAGAAUCCCCAGUCGGUGGAGCGAGGAAUCACUUUGGAUUUGGGCUUCAGCGGACUUUUGGUUGAUGCCCGUUCCAGUUUCCCUGAAGGAGAGCAACUCCAGUUCACCUUCGUGGACUGUCCCGGCCAUGCAAGUCUAAUACGCACUAUUAUAGGAGGAGCCCAGAUCAUUGAUCUCAUGCUUCUCGUGGUAGACGCCCAAAAGGGCAUACAAACACAAACGGCGGAAUGCCUUAUUAUUGGCGAAUUGCUACAGAAAAAGUUAAUUGUAGUAAUCAACAAAAUAGAUGUUUACCCAGCGGAUCAGAGAGUUUUAAAGCUGGAGAAGCUCCGGUCGCGUUUGUCGAAGACUUUGGAAGCCACCAGCUUUGGUGGCCAAGUGCCUAUGUACGCAGUGUCUGCUCUUGAAGGAACACACAUUCCGGAGUUACGAAACGGAUUGAUAGAGGCUUUUUUCAAGCCGGACAGAAACGUAACUGACCCACUGUUGAUGUACGUUGACCAUUGUUUUGGAAUAAAAGGUCAGGGAACUGUUUGCACGGGCACCCUGCUCCAGGGAAAAGUUCACGUAAACGAUGUGAUAGAGUUGCCAGCUCUUGGUGAGCAAAGGAAAGUGAAAUCGAUGCAGAUGUUCCAUCAGAACGUGUCUAGUGCCUCAAUGGGCGAUCGAAUCGGCCUUUGUGUGACCCAGUUCAAUGCCAAGCUUAUGGAACGCGGUGUAAUUGCCCAGCCAGGUUACUUGAGACCCAUCUACGCCGUGUGCCUGCAGCUCAAACCAAUACGCUACUACAGACAGUCAAUCAAAUCUAAAAGCAAACUACACAUAUCAGUGGGACAUGACACUGUGAUGGCUAACGUUACUUUGUUUCGAGACGGGGAUAAUGCAUCACUUGAGUUUCAGCUGGACAAGGAGUAUGAGUAUGUGGAGGAAGUUCAGCCUGCAGAGGUUAAGUCCACCGAAGUGAUCUACGUUUUGUUACAGUUUGAAACCCCUGUACUGAUGCCCCCAAAUUCAACGCUGAUUGCCUCUAAACUGGACAUGGAUGUCCAUAGUAGCAGCUGCAGAUUAGCCUUUUGGGGACGCAUCGCCUGGCAGACGCAGAGCUCCAACUACAUACAUGUGGAACUUCCAAAGCUGCGCAUCUUUAAGCGGAAACAGAAAGUUGGAAGUAUUCAGCGAGUGGUGAAUGCCAACGAAGUGAUUGUUCAAAAUCUGUUCAAAAAAGAGGCCAAACGCGAUUUGUACGUGGGGAAGUUAAUAGAGCUAUCGUCCGGAGAAAAGGGUCGCAUUGAUCGAACCUUUGGCCAGACCUCCAAAGUGGCAAUAAUAUUUCAGGAUGCUCUAUUACCCGAAACAAUAACCAAUGUUAAGAAUGUACAGGUUUUACUUAACUGUAAGAAGUAUGUAUUUAAUAAACAGGCGGGCCUGAUUCAAUGACAAAUUUAGCUUAGUUUAAUUCAAAUAUUCCGCAAAAGAGGGCAUAGAUUUUCUAAUUAAGAUGUUUUUACAUGUUAAAUUAAUAUAAAUUAGUGAUCUUAUAUUGAUAU
Messenger RNA from Drosophila rhopaloa, 1696 nucleotides. It is a transcript of the gene eEFSec, whose product is annotated as selenocysteine-specific elongation factor. The record is from RefSeq and is a predicted model, not a curated record. Gene Ontology annotation, molecular function: GTPase activity; GTP binding; translation elongation factor activity. Lineage: Eukaryota; Metazoa; Arthropoda; Insecta; Diptera; Drosophilidae. Gene Ontology annotation, biological process: selenocysteine incorporation. The transcript has 2 exons. The coding region runs from base 48 to 1586 and encodes 512 amino acids.